GGCGGCUGCGCUGUGAGGGACUGCGGUGGAUCAGCUGAGCGGAGCCCAGUGGAGAAUCACAGCAACGCGACUCUUGUGAAAAUUCUGCGCUUCGCUGUACUGUAUUAUGGCAUCCAGCAGAAUGGAGACUAAACCAGUGAUAACCUGCCUCAAAACCCUCCUCAUCAUCUAUUCCUUCGUGUUCUGGAUCACCGGGGCCAUCCUCCUUGCGGUUGGAGUAUGGGGGAAGUUGAUGCUGGGACCCUACAUCUCUCUGAUCGCUGACAACUCCACCAACGCACCCUAUGUCCUCAUCGGCACCGGCACCACCAUCAUCGUCUUCGGCCUGUUCGGCUGCUUCGCCACCUGCCGCGGGAGCCCAUGGAUGCUCAAGCUGUAUGCCAUGUUCCUGUCCCUGGUGUUCCUGGCAGAGCUGGUCGCUGGCAUCUCCGGCUUUGUCUUUCGUCAUGAGAUAAAAGGUACCUUCCUGAGGACAUACAAUGAUGCGGUGCAGAACUACAAUGCCCAGGACGAGAGGAGCCAGGCCGUGGACAACGUCCAGCGCAACUUGCGCUGCUGUGGAGUGCUGAACUACACCAGCUGGUUCACUAGCGUUUACUAUCCCUCCAACGGAUUUCCUGUCAGCUGCUGUGCCAACCUCUCUGACUGCAACCCCCAGGAUCUCCGCAACGCCACUAUCGCACCCACCAAGGUCCACCAGCAGGGCUGUUACGAGCUGGUGACGUCCUUCAUCGAGACCAACAUGGGCAUCAUUGCGGGGGUGGCGUUUGGAAUCGCCUUCUCACAGUUGAUCGGCAUGUUGUUGGCCUGCUGUCUGUCGAGGUUUAUCACUGCCAAUCAGUAUGAGAUGGUGUAGCAGUGAGACAGCAGGAUGAUGAAGAGGAGGCAUACGUCACCUUGGAUGGCUGAGGAGAGGAUACUCCCAGAAUGCUAGCACACUCCAUACUUACAUCUCCUCUCUCUUUUUCUCCCUCUCUCUUUCUCCAUCCCUCCCUCUCUCUCCCUCUCUUAUUUGUAAAUUAUUGUAGUGCAUCAUUCCUUAACACGCAGUUGUGCCAUGAAAACAGUUUUUCUUUCUUUACUGAGCUUAACUUCACAGAAAAGAAAAGACGAGCACACCAACUUUUCAGCAAAGGCCUCGCUCCCAUACGUAUAGCACUUUCAUGGAUGUGCAUGCAGCGCAGAGACUCUUAGUGUCCACUCUUUCAUUUUAAAGCAUUUGACCAUGUUUCUAAGAAAAUGUAAAAAAAAACUAAACAAACAAAAAAGUGGCUUUAAUAUGUUUGUUUUCAUCUUUUCAGCCCCAGUUUACCGUACGGUGAUAAUAUAUAGCUAGAGAUACUUGAAAACAAAAGGAUACUCAUUUUAAAGAUGUGAUGUUUGAUGGGAUUUGUAGUCCCUGAUAUAUAUAAAAACUACAGAUGUUUUUUUUUCCUUAUUGAAACAUACCACAUAUGCUUUUUGCUGCUAUAAGGAGUACAUUUCAGCAACCUGUUUCAGAAUUAAUACUGCUCAAAAUGAACUGUGCCAGUGGCUUUCAAUGGAUGUGUUUGUGUUGCUUUUUUUAAAACCUUUUUGAUUUGUCUGUGUUCAGUUGGGUCCAGUGCUCAGUGACCUCUGCCAUUCUGCCUCCAUGCCCCCACAUAAGUUCUUUAGGGGUUUUUUAAGAUGUCCUUGGCCUGAAUGCAGAGUCUUAAUUAGAGGCAUUGAAGCAUUGUUCAGUGUUUUGCAUUUCCUGUCCACGCUUACACUGAGUCACCCCUCUUGUGUCUCAGUGUUGUGAUUCAGCAGUGGCCCGAGGCCUUAACGCCGUACUCGGCUACACUCUACUGUGCUUUUGCUGUACUUUACCUGUAUGUUUGUACAUGUUCCCUAAUGUAUCUAUUGUAAUCUGCACAGCCCGCCCUGAACUGGGUCAGCGCUGCGCUCUGGUUUUGAUUAGGGCCGUCUCAUUCGCGGGAUCUGUAGAGAGACGAGGCGGGGCCGGAUCUUUGUUCCCCGACAGGGAGAGACCUGGAGGAGCUAACGAGACAGCCAGCCUCAUUGUUAUCAGCGGAAUCACUCAUUCCGCAGGGGCUGAUUGUGCGCAGGAGGAUUUUUAACACUGUAAUCAGUGUCAGUGUCGACGGGGAGAGAGCGAUGGCGCGGCGGAGCCCUCCCCCAUUAUCCCGCCGCCGAUUCUCAUGCAAAUGCCUCCCGCCUCGAGCGGCGGAGCCUCCGGGGCACAACGCCCCGCGCGCCGAAGCGCUCGGUCCAAAAAAGGGACGUCUCGCGUCUCCGCCCAUCGGAGCCCUCCGCGGCGGGAACGCCGCGAUGGGGAUGGAGAGGGGGAGCUUCCCAACCUCUUGCUCACACGUCCGCUGUUGCGGUGCCCUUGUAAGCGGCGGGCCAGAAACGGGGCCUGUUUUCCACCUGCUUGCCCUCUCUUCAAGCUCUAACUGAGAGACAAGACCUGGGCAAAAAGUGAUGUCACUGCAUUGUUAAAUACACAGCAGCUAUGGCUCCUGAGUAGCUCAGCAGUUACAGCGCUGGCCUUGAGUGCAAGCUGAGCUCUACUGGUCGAACCAGCCAUGUCUUUAACCGAAAACGGGGUUAGGGUAGGGCUGGGUAUGUCAGCAGGGGCUGCACCCUGUGAUCUGUCAGGUGGCUGCAGGUUGCCUGGAUGAUGUCAGCGAAGCUGGGCCCGUCCUCCAACAGCGCUUAGUUCACCUGAGGAAUAGACUGAAUUUCCCAUCCUGCACCACGGCAAGGCUGUUCUGCCCUUUCCUUAAUCCCUAGCCUAGGCAGCAUAAAGAGUCCAGACUUUGAGACUUAUUCGUAGUUGGAGUGCGUGACAAGGAAUGGAACUGCCUGCUGCAUGCAGUGUAGGAUUUAAUGGUGAUGAGGAAGUCUCGCACCCUGAAAAACUCUAAAAAUUAUUUAUUUUUUUAAAGGUCCCAAAGGGACUGAUUUUCUGUAAUUAUCAUUUAACACAUUCUCUAAAUAACGAAUAAAUAAACUCCAGAGCUGUCAGCUGUCAGGGUCUGAGAUCUCCCUGAGCUACAGGGCCCUGAGGGGAGGGGGCGUUAGGAAGCAGGGGCGAGAGGGGGGUGGGGGGCAGUGUGGGCGGAGAACACUGAAGUCACUGACAUUGUAACUUAUUUAAUAAUACUGUGAUGUGCGUAACUCAGGCUGGGGGAUAUUCAACACACAGCCCUUUGUACUCUCUGUAUAUGUGUUUAUUGCCUUGUUUUUGAAGUUGUCACGGCAGAUGCAGCGGUUUCAUGUGUGUGGUGGAUCAGUAUUGCAAUUAAGUCUAGAAAAAAAUACAUUGUAGAGGCUAGACCAAUCACACAAUCCAAAGCUGAACAAGCAGAAUAAGAAGACUUUGUAUAGACUUUUUAAAACCGUCAUCACCAGCUAGCAUGCCAACAACAUAUGUUGAUAUUGUAAACAAUUGUGAUCUCUGUAUUAAUAAAUGGGUCAUUAAAAAUGCCA
Messenger RNA from Megalops cyprinoides (Indo-Pacific tarpon), 3477 nucleotides. RefSeq names its product tetraspanin 7b (gene tspan7). The record is from RefSeq and is a predicted model, not a curated record. NCBI's taxonomy places the organism in Eukaryota, Metazoa, Chordata, Actinopteri, Elopiformes, Megalopidae. Gene Ontology annotation, cellular component: membrane. Bases 107 to 856 code for a protein of 249 amino acids. The transcript is spliced from 8 exons.